GAAAGACCCGGCCUAUUUGCAGUUGGAGUAGCUAUUCACACGCGGUAAAUGUCUCCGUCUCUCGUCGUCGACAACGCAAUUAACGCGAAUAAAACGGAAAAUACAAUGGCGAAAUUUGACUUAACAUCUCGUAUAGGUCAAUAUUUGGAUCGACACUUGGUAUUUCCUCUUCUGGAAUUUUUGUCGGCGAAACAGAUUUACGACGAAGAUGAGUUAUUGCAAGCGAAGCUCAAUAUUCUCAGUAAGACAAAUAUGAUUGAUUACACUAUCGAUAUUAGGAAACAGCUUUAUCCAAACGUGGAAGUGCCGGAGGAGAUAAAAGCUAGACGUGCUGAUGUACUCCAAGAGCUCAGCAUACUUCAGAAUAAUGUCUCUGUAGUCUUGGCUCUUAUGAAUAACGAGGAAGUUAUGAAGAAGAUGGAAAACAUGCGUGAUUCCAAAGCACUUAAUAAUUAUCUCACUCAAGAAUCAGAUUUUAGGGUAGAAAUGAUGGAUAGCUUUGUAAAGCUAGCAAAAUAUCGCUAUGAGUGUGGCAAUUAUUCUGUCUCCACAUCGUAUUUAUACUUUUAUAUGCUGAUUAUGCCCCCUACUGAUAAGAAUUACUUGAAUGUUUUAUGGGGAAAAUUAGCAUCAGAGAUUCUUGUACAAAAUUGGGAAACAGCAUUGGAAGAUGUAAACAAGUUGAGAGAAUACAUUGACAGUAAUGUUAUUGGUAAUUCACUGCAAGUAUUACAACAACGCACAUGGCUCAUUCACUGGAGUUUGUUUGUGUUCUUCAAUCAUGUGAAGGGCAGAGAUCUCAUCAUCGAGAUGUUCCUCUAUCGGCCACAUUAUUUAAAUGCUAUUCAAACAAUGUGUCCACAUAUACUCCGUUACUUGGCUGCUGCAGUUAUUGUCAAUCGUUCUCGGCGUUCUAUUUUGAAGGAUCUUGUAAAAGUGAUACAACAGGAAUCUUAUACCUAUCGGGAUCCCAUCACAGAAUUUCUCGAGCAUUUGUAUGUCAAUUUCGACUUUGAUGGCGCUCGGCAGAAAUUACAAGAAUGCCAGACUGUUGUCUUUAAUGACUUCUUUUUAAUUGCUUUACUGAAUGAAUUCGUAGAAAAUGCACGAUUAAUGAUUUUCGAAACAUUCUGCAGAAUUCAUCAAUGCAUUAGUAUCCAAAUGCUUGCAGAGAAAUUGAAUAUGAAGGCGGAUGUAGCAGAAUGCUGGAUUGUAAACUUAAUCCGUAACGCGCGUUUAGAUGCUAAAAUUGACAGCAAAUUAGGACACGUAGUAAUGGGUGGACAGCCAGCAUCGCCAUAUCAGCAAUUGGUCGAGAAGAUUGAAACUUUGAGCGUACGAAGUGAGGCACUAGAGAAUCUAAUUGAGAGAAAAUUAAAAGCAAAAAAUCAAGACCCAGUAAGUAUAGUGUGGAACUAACAGAGUAUCAAUAUUCAUGGAAUUUGGAUUUGUGACAACUUGAUACAACAUGGAGAAGUAAUAUAUAAAAGAAAUAUUCCAACUCCGACUACAGCAUUAAUGCAACUUGAGAUGUAUUGUGUCACUCAAGUUUAAAAAAGUAAUGAUAAUUUCACAACUUGACAUUAUGAAUGACGAAUGUAUUUUUAUUCGUUGAUGUCAAUAUUUUGGAAUUGUUAUUUAAUAUUGUAACAAAUAUAAUAAAAACAAUCUGUAACAUUUUA
Messenger RNA from Nylanderia fulva, 1682 nucleotides. It is a transcript of the gene eIF3e, whose product is annotated as eukaryotic translation initiation factor 3 subunit E. Gene Ontology annotation, cellular component: eukaryotic translation initiation factor 3 complex; cytoplasm. Gene Ontology annotation, molecular function: translation initiation factor activity. The record is from RefSeq and is a predicted model, not a curated record. Lineage: Eukaryota; Metazoa; Arthropoda; Insecta; Hymenoptera; Formicidae.